Messenger RNA from Durio zibethinus, 621 nucleotides. Lineage: Eukaryota; Viridiplantae; Streptophyta; Magnoliopsida; Malvales; Malvaceae. The record is from RefSeq and is a predicted model, not a curated record.
AUGUUCAUUUCCUCUCCACACUCCACAAUCUUUGCAAUCCUAGACUCUUUCAUUACAAUCGCCUCUCACGCUUCUUGGCUCUUGAAGCAUCUUUUCCAAUAUCAUGCUUCUCUUCUUCAACUUUCCAUGAAUGAUCUCUUGAAAAAGCACCAAGGUGGUUACGUCCCUACCAUUCUUCAUGGAAAGAAUGUGCCUAUAACAAAGGUUGAUGUCAAAGAAAGAGUGGUAGAGAUCAAUCAUGUGUUGGUUUCCCAUCUGGAUAUUUUUCUUGAAGGGCCUUUAACAAUUCUUGGUGUUCUUAGUCCAUUUACCUCUAUGGAUCCUCUAUAUGGUGAUCGGAGUUGGGAUCAUAUUCAAGCAUCGAUAUGUGAUUCUAAUCUUAGCUUGGUUUCAGAGGUUACUGAUACCAAGAACAUGGUGGUGGAUGGUAAGGAAGUGAUCAAGCUAGAGAGUGAAUGGGAUGUCAAUGACAUGAAGAUGGCUCAACUUAAUGCCAAAACAAUGCAUACACUCUUUUGUGCAUUGGGACCAAGUAUACUUCAAGAAUGGAUUAAUGAUGCACCUCAUGACAUUGAAGAGAACAAUAAAAAAGAAGAUGAUGAGUUCUUGGAGGAGCCAUAA